Oikopleura dioica is the source of this 219-nucleotide messenger RNA. NCBI's taxonomy places the organism in Eukaryota, Metazoa, Chordata, Appendicularia, Copelata, Oikopleuridae. The record is from the annotation of a GenBank genome assembly.
AUGAUGAGUGAGGAAGACAGCACACGAGUGCAUGAAAAUGAGGGUGUCGAGAAGGCUUCUCAAGAGUCUAAGGAUGGCAAAGCAACGGAGAAACUAACUGAAGUGCAAUUUACGGUUUCUCUCGAACUGAAGGCGCUGCCCAAGCCGGCUUCUUCUCCCGAGAAACAAAAGAAAACAGAGUCAAUCCAACCAAAACUCGCAAAAUCUUUAAUUUCCUAG